Molecule: messenger RNA, 306 nt
Organism: Truncatella angustata
Lineage: Eukaryota; Fungi; Ascomycota; Sordariomycetes; Amphisphaeriales; Sporocadaceae
Exons: 1
Coding region: 1-306 (101 amino acids)
Source: RefSeq, a predicted model, not a curated record
AUGCCGAAUCCUCUGGUUUAUGUCAUCGCGUCAAUCGUGAUCCCGACAGCGGAGCUUCUGAUUGAAAGGGCGGUACGCUCUCCACGGUUUCACCACGGCGUGCAACGAAUCCACCGCGCCGUCGAAGACUACAAGCAUGGCCGCGACCCGAACGAACCUGUGAGGCCGGGGGAGGCCACAAGAGACCAGGCACUUCCGAAGCGAGAUGGCUUCUUCAAGUAUUUCACCGAAGAGUUGCGAAACCAGCUCCGCGGGACGCCGACGGAGCAUCUACCGCCGAACAAGAACCCCAGGAACAAGAGAUGA